Molecule: messenger RNA, 2494 nt
Organism: Talaromyces stipitatus ATCC 10500
Lineage: Eukaryota; Fungi; Ascomycota; Eurotiomycetes; Eurotiales; Trichocomaceae
Product: glycerol-3-phosphate acyltransferase Sct1, putative
Exons: 5
Coding region: 186-2396 (736 amino acids)
Biological process (GO): phospholipid biosynthetic process
Cellular component (GO): endoplasmic reticulum membrane
Molecular function (GO): glycerol-3-phosphate O-acyltransferase activity; glycerone-phosphate O-acyltransferase activity
Source: RefSeq, a predicted model, not a curated record
AUACUCAUCACUGACAUUUAUCGAAAUAUUACCGAGUAUAUAUUUACACCACAUGCAGAUAGACGUGUGUCGCGCAAGCUUGUGCCUGAUGACCAGGUAUCGAUAUAAUCACAAGGAUUCGAAAAGUGCGACAUUACCAAAUUGCGACCCCUAAACACGACAUCCGACAUUCACACAGCCUUGAAAUGGCGAAGCCGCCAUACAUUCCACCCCAGAUUGGGUGGUUAUACGACCUGGUGCUCUGGACAUUUUCAGUUCUGGUAGACCUCUUCUUCAGAGAGGUACAUCCACGCGGCUCAUGGAAAGUACCGAGAAGAGGACCGUUGAUCAUCGUCGCUGCUCCCCAUGCUAAUCAGUUCGUCGACUCGCUCAUCCUCAUGCGCGUCGUUCGGAGAGAAAUCGGUCGUCGUAUUUCCUGGCUUAUCGCGGAAAAGUCUUUCAAGCGCAAAUUUAUCGGUCUCUUAUCACGAGGAAUAGGAGCAGUUCCCGUAGCCCGGGCGAUGGACAACAUGAAACCGGGAACUGGAACCAUUUAUCUACCAGAUCCAGUCAAUCAACCGACCCUUAUACGCGGAGUAGGAACGAAAUUCGAUGGUCCCGGAUUCGAGCCGGAAGGCACCAUACAUCUUCCCACAAUCAAUGGCAAUUCAUAUAGCGCAACUAUUGCUGAGAUUAAAGGACCCGAGGAGCUGAUUCUGAAGAAGCCAGUCAAGGAGAAGGACGCCCUUUGCCAAUUGACUGGUAGGGCCGAUAUUACAGAUGAUGGGAAGUUCACUGGAGAUGCCUCGACCGUGAAGUCGGACUUUCAAGGUACCAAAUUCAAGGUUGCACCCCACGUAGAUCAGAGUGCAGUGUACAAGGCAGUUUUCGGCAGGUUAAGCCAUGGUGGAUGUAUCGGUAUCUUUCCAGAAGGUGGUAGCCACGAUCGCCCGGAGUUGCUACCAUUGAAAGCUGGUGUCGCAAUCAUGGCUCUUGGUUCUCUGGCUGAGAACCCAGAUUCGGGCUUGAAGAUUGUACCAUGCGGAAUGAACUACUUCCAUGCGCAUAAAUUCCGGUCACGAGCUGUGGUCGAAUUUGGAAAUCCAAUAGAAGUCCCUCGUGACCUAGUUGAGAAAUAUAAGCGAGGUGAGAGGAGGGAAGCCGUUGGUGAACUCCUCGAUACCAUUUAUCAUGCACUCUUGGCUGUAACCGUGAACGGGCCUGAUUAUGAGACCUUAAUGGCUGUUCAAGCUGCUCGGCGUCUAUAUAACACCAAGGGAAAGAAAUUGCCUCUACCAAUGGUUGUAGAGCUGAACCGACGACUGAUCACAGGCUAUGCACACUUCAAGGACGACCCUCGUAUCGUCAAGCUGAAGAAAUCCAUCACAGAAUAUAAUAAACAGCUCCGGUUACUAGGUCUUCGUGAUCAUCAGGUCGAAUAUGCCAGAUUCUCGAUUAUUAGAGUGGUCUCCACAUUGAUCUACAGGUUUAUCAAACUCACCCUCCUUGCUAUUGGCACAUUACCAGGUCUUGUCUUAUUCGCACCUGUUUUUGUUGCAACAAGAUAUAUUUCCAAGAAGAAAUCACAAGAAGCAUUGGCGGCAUCGACAGUCAAGCUACAGGGGCGAGAUGUCAUGGCGACGUGGAAACUGUUGGUAGCGUUAGCCUUUGCGCCGGCGCUGUACGCACUCUACAUUGUGAUCUUUACAUACUGGACCUAUCGCAAUCGCAUACAAGGUUACGUGCCGGAAUGGGUCCCAUUGUGGGCAGUGGUCCUCUUAGGCGUUGUUCUGUUUCCUACCAUCACGUUCGCAGCCCUUCGCAUUGGAGAGAUUGGUAUGGACAUUGUCAAAUCUCUUCGACCGCUCAUACUAUCCCUCAAUCCCUCAUCCGCAAAUACUCUCGUGAAGCUCCGAGAACGUCGAGCCGAGUUGUCUCGUGAAGUGACCGACGUCAUCAACACGCUUGGCCCUGAAGUCUUCCCAGAUUUUGAUUCAGCGCGCAUCGUCGCCGAUCCAUUCAAGGGAUACAAGCAUGGCGACAGCGAUAAGGGUGUGGAAGCUGACCAUGAGCUCCGAUCAAGACCCCAGAUUCAAAAGACCUAUACGACACAAGAGCCGCUUCCUCGCAACGAGUCAUUCCACGACUUGGCCAAUUUUGGAUUUUUCUCCAAUCGGCCUGCGAGCCGUAGUCGCAGUCGCAGUACGGCUGGUGUUCGUCUCAGUUCAAGUGGAUCAGUUCAACCGAUGACCGAGGUGGACGAUCAUGAUCGCCUUGAGGAAGUUAGUAAACGCAUUCGGGGUGCGAUGAGGGAGCGUGGCAAGGAACGUCGGCAACGGAGUGAAGAUCUAGGUUGGGAGUCGGUCAGCGCGGGGUCAAUAACGCCAUCAGAGGAUGGAGAGAAGAAAACGAGGUGAUACAAUUAUACUCGCUGAUGUUGAAGGGAAAAUACUGUUUGUUUGUUCUUUUGUAUGUGAAUAAAGGAUACCUGUAUGUACGCUAGCAAUGUCUUAAU